Messenger RNA from Solea solea (common sole), 3671 nucleotides. It is a transcript of the gene kcnj3a, whose product is annotated as potassium inwardly rectifying channel subfamily J member 3a. The coding region runs from base 890 to 2380 and encodes 496 amino acids. Gene Ontology annotation, molecular function: G-protein activated inward rectifier potassium channel activity. Lineage: Eukaryota; Metazoa; Chordata; Actinopteri; Pleuronectiformes; Soleidae. Gene Ontology annotation, cellular component: plasma membrane. The transcript has 3 exons. The record is from RefSeq and is a predicted model, not a curated record. Gene Ontology annotation, biological process: potassium ion import across plasma membrane; regulation of monoatomic ion transmembrane transport.
AACAGUGGGUGCAUCACUGGAAACGUGGAAAUGCGCAAGAGCCACACAGAGAAACCAGAGAGGAAAAAAAGGAUAGGAUCUAAGAAGCCAAAAGAAGAUUGGGUGGAUCUCUACCGCUGAACGAUGACAUCCAAGCGGACACUUUUCUAAAAGAAGGGGGGGAAGGUGCUGGAAAAGAGAGAGUGGCGAUAUCGGCGUCGAUGCGCGCAGCCAAAAAUGACGACGGUGGGACAGUGAUUCUCUUCCUCCUGCUCGUCAUUUUUUACAGUCACAUGCUUGGAUGCAACUCGUCUCCAAUGUAUACAGAUCACAAAGGAAGGAAUGGAAACCGACUAGUCUCCAGCACGGUGUCGAGAGCGCACGGAGCCGUUUCGCCCUGGAUGCGUCGUCCAGUCAGUAAUUACGCAGCGGUGUUAGCGUCGAAUGGAUCGCUGACGGAUCUUGAACUUUCGCACGAGAACUUACUCUGUGAGAACAGUUUUGAACAGGUCGAUGAAGCCACAGCCUUCGCGCGCGAUGAGUAAUCCACGUCGCAGCGACUGAAACCCCCCCCCCAGUAAAACCUGGACGGCGAUCGGGCGCGUUUGGAUAGGCUGACUUUGUCUUGUGCGUCGCGUAUGGAUUCGUUUGGCUGACCUGCUCGCACAUUGUUGACAUUUCAUGGCUGUAGCGUGUGGCAACAGUAGAGUGUGGCGAAAGAGGACGAUGCAAGACUAGCUUUGGGCGAAGACAGCGCACUUUUAUCGCCUUCUUUUCCGACCAGGAGCCAUUGCGCACAGGCAUUAAAGGACUGCAGCAACCCGGACUCUCUUUCUUUCUUUCUUUCUUUUUUUUUUUUUUUUAAUUUCACUGAAUCCUUUGUUGUUUCUUUCGCUGCUGUCAUCGUAGUAUGUCUGCACUUCGAAAGAAAUUUGGGGACGAUUAUCAGGUAGUGACCACCUCAUCUAGCGGGUCGGGAUUCAACCAGCCUCCCCCAGAGAAAAAGAGGAAGAGGCAGCGGUUUGUGGACAAGAACGGGCGAUGUAACGUCCAGCAUGGGAACCUGGGUGGUGAAACCAGCAGAUACCUCUCAGACUUAUUCACGACACUAGUAGACUUGAAAUGGCGCUGGAAUCUGUUUAUCUUCAUCCUCACCUACACGGUGGCUUGGCUCUUCAUGGCCUUCAUGUGGUGGUGUAUCGCCUACAUCAGAGGAGACCUCAACAAAGCCCACAAUGACAAGUACACUCCAUGUGUGGCCAAUGUCUACAACUUUCCCUCAGCCUUUCUCUUCUUCAUAGAGACCGAGGCCACUAUAGGAUAUGGUUACAGAUACAUCACAGACAAAUGCCCCGAGGGCAUCAUUCUCUUUCUGUUCCAGUCGAUCCUCGGAUCGAUCGUUGAUGCCUUUUUGAUCGGGUGCAUGUUUAUCAAGAUGUCUCAGCCCAAGAAAAGGGCCGAGACUUUGAUGUUCAGUGAACAUGCGGUCAUUUCUAUGCGGGAUGGGAAACUAACUCUCAUGUUCAGGGUCGGCAACCUGCGUAACAGCCAUAUGGUCUCUGCACAGAUCCGCUGCAAAUUGCUCAAAUCUCGGCAGACACCUGAGGGCGAGUUUCUUCCGCUGGAUCAGUUGGAGCUGGACGUGGGUUUCAGCACCGGGGCAGACCAGCUCUUUCUUGUCUCACCGCUCACCAUCUGCCAUGUGAUUGACACCAAAAGCCCCUUCUACGACCUCUCCCAGAGGUCCAUGCAAACAGAGCAGUUUGAGAUCGUGGUGAUACUAGAAGGGAUAGUAGAAACGACAGGAAUGACCUGCCAAGCCAGGACAUCUUACACUGAGGACGAGGUUUUGUGGGGACACCGCUUCUUCCCGGUGAUCUCCUUGGAGGAAGGAUUCUUUAAGGUGGACUACUCUCAGUUCCAUGCCACAUUCGAGGUGCCCACUCCUCCGUACAGCGUGAAGGAGCAGGAGGAGGCUUUGCUCCUCUCGUCGCCUCUCAUGGCCCCCUCCCUGUGCAACAGUGGGGAGAAGAACAGCUCCCUGGACUGUCUGGAGACCCUUGAGGACAAUGACAGCACCACCAAGCUGCCCACCAAGCUCCAGAAGAUCACAGGACGCGAGGGUCUGCCCAAGAAGCUGCUACGGAUGAGCUCCACCACGUCAGAGAUGACUUACAGUUUUGGAGACCUGCCCAUGAAGCUGCAGCGAAUCAGCUCUGUUCCUGGCGUCUCUGAUGAUAAGCAUGCUGGUAAAGCCUCCAAGAUCAGCUCAGAGACCAUCAGUAAGUCAGUAGCAGACUUACCUCCCAAGCUGCAGCGACUUGCUGGUGGAGGAGGGGGCAGGAUGGAUGGACACCUACCCCCGAAACUCCGAAAGAUGAAUUCAGAUCGCUUUACAUAAAGCAGUCGACGUAUUUAACUUAUGCCAUCCACCUUUCUUUCCCUAUCUGAAGUCCUUGUACUAUUCCUAAUUUAUUAAUGAACAAUAUUCUUAUAUUCAACGAAAUGUAGAAUAUGUGCACAAAUACCUUAUAUGAAGUAGGGUGAUGGAGAUGAGCACAUUUGUCCCCGGAUGUAAGUGUACAUGCUAUGACGAAAGCUCUGUGACUCUCUUUUUUUUUUUUUUUUUUUUUUUAUUUUUAGGAUGAUGUACAAUUAGCACAAUCUGGCAUGUAAGAAACAGCGCAUGUAGGACAGAAUCUCAGUCAUUUCUGGCAUGUCAUUUGUUGAUAUAAUUAUUUUACAAAACAACAAAAAAAAACAAAAAAACAAUUUCAUUGUUAAAUUGACUGACAGUGGAGAAACUGCACAAAGCCAUAUGAUUUACAACAUGGAAAUCUUACAUUACAUGGUUCUAAUUUGUGGUGGCGAAAGGCACAUACAUUUGUUUUGAGUUGAUUGCUUUUGUUGUUUAAUGUAAAAUUGUGGCAAUGUUACGUUGAUUGCAUGCUCCUCUUAUUGACUUAGCUAUACAAAGGUAAUAGACAAAGAUGUUUAGCCUUAACUAUAUUACCUUGUUUCCAUUUUCACAUUUGUCCACAGCUGUAUUUUUGGUAUUUCAUAUAUAGACUAUUUUACCAUGUACGAUUUGAUGAGUUUAUUAGUUGAUUAAAUGCAGAAUAUGUUGCACGAUGAUGCGUUUUACACUGGAAAAUGCGUCAUCGGCAUCAUAUGACCUGUCUGAACUCGGCACAAUGCUACACAAUUUUCACUUGCUUAUUAAAGUAACACUUAAGUUGAAAGAGUCAAUAUUUGUACUUGAUAAGCACAAAGCAAUCAUUAUAAAAAAUACCCUAUGAUAUUAAAAAGCAUUUACGGGCAUUCUGUCAUAAAUAUAAGUGCUUAGGGCAGCCGUCCAGUACUGUGCAGUCACUUUGUUUCAUUACAAAGUCACUUUAUUAUAUAGUAGGCCUAUGUAGAUGUAGGAGACACUCCAUUAAAAUUUCAACUUAGGUGUUACUGGUGAGAUAUAGAGGUGGGACUUUGUCUUAAGGGUCCAUAUUCUCUCUCCCCUGAGAUGAAAGCAAUAAUAUUAUAAUGACUAUAAUCUUUAUAUAGCCACAGGGUCAUCCACAGCCCUAUAUUCAUUCUGUUUACUGAAUCCAUGCCAUAAAAUCUGGUUUUCUCUUAAUGCAUCAAAGACAUUGUACGGUACUCAAUCUGUUCAGGAAUAAAGCUCUAACAUAACUGUU